This is a messenger RNA of Aureococcus anophagefferens, 726 nucleotides long. RefSeq lists its product as hypothetical. The record is from RefSeq and is a predicted model, not a curated record. Gene Ontology annotation, biological process: fatty acid biosynthetic process. The transcript has a single exon. Gene Ontology annotation, molecular function: fatty acid synthase activity. NCBI's taxonomy places the organism in Eukaryota, Pelagophyceae, Pelagomonadales, Pelagomonadaceae. The annotation marks the transcript as partial.
AUGGUCGCCGUCGAGGCGCGCUACGCGGACCCGCAGCAGCUCCUGGUCUUGGAGAGUUCCUGCGGCUCGCUCAAGGACGCGCUCGGCGAACCGGGCGCGGCCUUCGAGAAGGAGGCCUUCGCGGGGCGCCACGUCGCGGUCUACAUGGGCUGCGGCGGCGUCUGCUACGGCGGCGGGGCGCUCGCGUCGGCGUCGUCGAUCGUCGGCGACCCGAAGCUGAAUUUGUACACGGGCACGUCGUGGUCGCUGUCCGUCGUGUCCGGCCGCGUGUCCUUCGUGUUAGGCCUCACGGGCCCCUGUCUCGCCCUAGACACGGCGUGCUGCAGCGCGCUCGUGGCGGCCCACGUCGCCACGGGCGCGCUGAGCCUGAAGGAGUGCGACCAGGCGCUCGCGGCGACCGUCGGCCUGCUCACGGAGCCGGCGUCGACGGCGUUCUCCAUCGCGGGCAUGAUCUCGCCGCGGGGCCGCUGCCACACGCUCGACGCCCAGGGCGACGGCUACGUCCGCGGCGAGGGCUGCGUGACCUUGGUGCUCGACCCGGAGGCGGAGAACGGCGCCCAAUUGGCCGGGUCCGCGACGAUGCAGGACGGCCUCUCGGCGUCGCUCACGGCGCCGAACGGCUCCGCGCAGCGGCGGCUGCUCAAGGCCGUGCCGUCGGAAUCGGACUACGACGGCGCCGUGGAGAGUUUGGAGAUGCACGGCACGGGCACGGCGCUCGGCGACCCC